UUAACCUCAACUGCCAAAGAAACUGAACGAGUAGAAAGUGAGUAUCUAUUCUUACGAAGACUUAUCCUUAUAGCAGGACUUCAACUUGGGUACCUUGAAGUAGUGACCUCAUUAUGGCUUCCAAAAAAAAACGUUUUCGUCACCGGGGGUGCAGGUUUCAUCGGUAGCCACACAGUGGUUGAACUUUUAAAUGCUGAUUAUGAUGUCAUCGUUAUUGAUAACUUUGUCAAUGCUGUCCAUGGGUCAGACGGACAGGCACCAAGUUUGUUACGAGCACAGCAGAUCACAGGGAAAAAAUUAACUUUUUAUCAAUGUGAUUUGUUGAACAAGGAUGAUCUCUCAAUGAUAUUCAAAAAGCACAAAGUUGAUUUUGUCAUUCAUUUUGCUGCCAUGAAAGCUGUUGGUGAAUCAAUGCAGAAACCUCUGUUUUACUACAAAAACAACAUCGUCAGUAGCAUCAACUUGAUGGAGGUGAUGAGUGAGAAUGGAGUUUACAAUCUAGUUUUCAGCAGUUCUUGUGUUGUCUACGGAAAUCCUCAGUAUCUACCCAUCGAUGAGGCUCAUCCCACCGGAAACGUAUCCAGUGUGUAUGGAAGGACGAAGUACGCCUUAGAACAAAUGUUUGAAGACAUUUGUAGAGCAGAGAAAAUGCUCAGUGAAUACCUUCACUUGAUCUUAUUGUUAGAACUAACAGCAUAUACGUGUACAUCUUUUUUGCAGGUUUAUAACCUUGGCACCGGUACAGGUUACACAGUAUUGCAGCUUGUCCAAGCCAUUGAGAAAGUCAGCAACAAAACAGUAUCGUAUCGGAUUGAGGCCAGACGACUUGGAGAUAUCCCAUCCAUGUGGGGUGAUUGUAGUUUGGCAGAAAAAGAGCUUGGCUGGAAAGCUGUGUAUGGUUUAGAUCAAAUGUGUGAAGACUUUUGGCGUUGGCAAUCCAAAAACCCCACAGGAUACCGAUGUCAUGUUGAAGACAAGCAUCUUGCAUCAAGCAGUGAAGUUAUCAACACAACUAAUGGGCAUCUUAAUGGAGUCCUCUGUUAAUCAUUGUAUUGAUUUUGAAGCGUUUAUUUUGACUGAAUGGGUUUCCUUUUUCUUAUUAAAUCUAUUUUGGAAGACAGAA
This is a messenger RNA of Limulus polyphemus (Atlantic horseshoe crab), 1123 nucleotides long. Its product is annotated as UDP-glucose 4-epimerase-like. The annotation marks the transcript as partial. Gene Ontology annotation, cellular component: cytosol. Gene Ontology annotation, biological process: beta-D-galactose catabolic process via UDP-galactose, Leloir pathway. Gene Ontology annotation, molecular function: UDP-glucose 4-epimerase activity. The record is from RefSeq and is a predicted model, not a curated record. The transcript has 8 exons. NCBI's taxonomy places the organism in Eukaryota, Metazoa, Arthropoda, Merostomata, Xiphosura, Limulidae.